AAACGUUUUUUUUUUUUAAUUGCCUUUUUCUUCAUAAUGUUUUACCAUACCCUCAUAUUUACCCCCCUUUCGCUCGUGAGUGGUAGUGUGUCUAGCCCAGAUCCUGUCUGAGGAAGAACGACGCUAACAGCUAGCUAAAGAUUGCGGAAACCUAACGUUAUCGUGGGAAAUAUAAUCAUUACUGUGAAAAUCGUUUGUUUUAAAACGUGUGACUUGUAACCGUAUACAUACGUUUUAUUUUUCCAACUGAAUAAGAUGUCAACUCCAGCAAGACGACGUUUAAUGAGAGAUUUUAAGCGGUAUGUGUGAGGAGCAACUGGCUGGCUAGCUAGCUAGCUUGGCUGUCUAUGUGAAUCGUUUGUCUGACUGUUGCUAACUAGCAAAAUGUUAACGUUUCUGCUAACAGUUACUGGAUAACAUACGUUACUAGCUACUGGAUAACAUAAGUUACUAACGUUAGCUAACACAUGGAUUGUUAACAUAAAGAUAACAUUACAGCUGAAUCUUUUCAAGUUGUAGCUAGCCAGGCCAGUUAACGCGUUAGCCUAAUUAACUAGUUAACGAACUACUAACGUUUGCUAAUUAAGCAUCGAAAAUAAUCUUCUUUCUCAGGCUUCAAGAGGAUCCUCCUGCAGGAGUUAGUGGAGCCCCGUCAGAAAACAAUAUCAUGGUUUGGAAUGCCGUAAUUUUUGGGUAAGUGAAUGGACUUUAAAAGUAGUAACUAGCUAACGUUAGCUAGUUAGAUAUAUUUGUUGCUAGAAAUAUAUGUUUAACGUUAGCCACACAACAUGUAUCUAAAGUAGGGUAUUAUUAUGAAUUUUCAAGAAAUUAACGUUGAAGCUCUUGUCCCUAGCAUAUUAAAGUUAGCAAACUAACAUUAGCUAUGUAACUGUUUUCUCCCCAGCCCAGAGGGAACACCUUUUGAAGAUGGUAAGUAGCUAGCUAGCUAUGUCUUUACUUUUUUGUAGCUGCUACAUUCUUGUGUAUAUGUUUGACAACUCAAAUGGAAGUGAUCAGUACCAUGAUAAGGACUAAUUAAUUGCAUGGGAGACCUGUUAGUUGGAACAGUACUUAGACUAGCAGUACUAGUACUACUACCCUAUGUACAUAGUCAUUGAACACUGGUCACUCUGUUUACAUACUGCUUCACCCACUUUAUAUUUGUAUAUACUGUAUUCUAGUCAUGGCUCAUGAUCAUCCUAUUUAACUACUGCUAUACAUACCUUUUCUAUUCACAUACUGUCCAUACUGUCUAUACACACCAUUCAUAUACAGUGCAUUCGGAAAGUAUUCUGACCUUUUCAGUUUUUCCACAUUUUGUUAUGUUACAGCUUUAUUCUGAAAUUGUUUUUUUACUAAUCAAUUUAAUAAUAAUAAUAAUAUGCCAUUUAGCAGACGCUUUUAUCCAAAGCGACUUACAGUCAUGCGUGCAUACAUUUUUACGUAUGGGUGGUCCCGGGGAUCGAACCCACUACCUUGGCGUUACAAGCGCCAUGCUCUACCAAUUGAGCUACAGAGGACACACAAUAUCCCAUAAUAACGAAGCAAAAACAGGUUUUUAGAAAUGUUUGCAAAUUAAAUAAAAAAACUAACUGAUAGUACAUUUACAUAAGUAUUCAGACCCUAUACUCAGUACUUUGUUGAAGCACCUUUGGCAGUGAUUACAGCCUCGAAUCUUCUUGGGUAUGAAGCUACAAGCUUGGCACACCUGUAUUUGGGGAGUUUCUCCCAUACUUCUCUGCAGAUCCUCUCAAGCUCUGUCAGGUUGGAUGGGGAGCGUCACUGCACAGCUAUUUUUAGGUCUCUCCAGAGAUGUUCGAUCGGGCUCUGGCUGGGCCACUCAAGGACAUUCAGAGACUUGUCCCGAAGCCAAUCUUGGUUUCAUCAGACCAGAGAAUUUUGUUUCUCGUGGUCUGAGAGUCUUUAGGUGCCUUUUAGGAAACUCCAAGCGGGCUGUCAUGUGCCUUUUACUGAGGAGUGGCUUCCGUCUGGCCACUCUACCAUAAAGGCCUGAUUGGUGGAGUGCUGCAGAGAUGGUUGUCGUUCUGCAAGGUUCUCCCAUCUCCACAGAGGAACUCUGGAGCUCUGUCAGAGUGACCAUCGGGUUCCUUGUCACCUCCCUGACAAAGGCCCUUCUCCCCCGAUUGCUCAGUUUGGCCGGGCGUCCAGCUCUAGGAAGAGUCUUGGUGGUUCCAAACUUCUUCCAUUUAAGAUUGAUGGAGGCCACUUUUUUUCUUGGGGACCUUCAAUAAUGCAGACAUUUUUUGGUACCCUUCCCCAGAUCCGUGCCUCGACACAGUCCUGUCUUUCUAAAAACCUUUUUUUGCUUUGUCAUUAUGGGGUAUUGUGUGUAGAUUGAUGAAGGAAAAUUUUAAUUUAAUCCAUUUUAGAAUAAGUCAAGGUCUGAAUACUUUCCGAAUGCACUGUAUAUUUAUAUUCCAGACUAAUUUUCUGCAAUUUUAUCAAUUUUGCCAUGGGGUUUUGUGCUGUGUAUUUAAAUACUCUAUUCUCGACAGUCUAUUAUAAUAUUUCUACUACUGUACAUUGCAUUUUAGCUAACUGUUUAUACACACCACAUGUAUUUAUAUACUAGAUUUGUGACAUAGCUCACUGUAACAUGUCUACUGCUAUACAUAUCAUUUUUAGUUUCUAUUGUGUAAAUGAAUCCGGUGUAUAUGUAUAGAUUGCAGUUCGAUUACUUUUACAGUGCUAUUUGGGUUGUUAAUUGGAUUUGUUCUGACAUUUCUUAAUUUCUUGUUUUUUAAAUAUUUGUUUAAAUUAUGUGUACUUGUUUGACAUUAUACUGCAUUGUUAUGAGCUAGUAACAUAAGCAUUGCACCAUACCCACUAUAACAACUGCUAAACUGUGUACACAACCAAUAAACCUUUUUGAUUUGACAUUGUAGACCAGCUGGUGUCUUACCAGAGCUACAGCAAUCCAGCUGACCUGUUAAAUGGCUGAGAUGAGAUUACUGCCUGCCAGCAAGUGAAUGAAUCCUGUGAAAUAUGGGUUAACCCUUUGGGUUUGAGGUCAAAACCAGGGGAUUGUACAGUGGCUUGUGAAAGUAUUCACCCCCCUUGGCAUUUUUCCUAUUUUGUUGCCUUACAACCUGGAAUUAAAAUUGAUUUUGGGGGGGUUUGUAUAAUUGAUUUACACAUGUCUACCACUUUGAAGAUGCAAAAUAUGUUUUAUUGUGAAACAAACAAGAAAUAAGACAAAAAAACAGAACUUGCGCGUGCAUAACUAUUCACCCCCCCAAAGUCAAUACUUUGUAGAGCCACCUUUUGAAGCAAUUACAGCUGCAAGUCUCUUGGGAUAUGUCUCUAGAAGCUUGGCACAUCUAGCCAGUCUCUGCCGAUAGAAAAACAUCCCCACAGCAUGAUGCUGCCACCACCAUGCUGGUGUUGAUGGUGUUCUCGGGGUGAUGAGAGGUGUUGGGUUUGCGCUAGACAUAGCGUUUUCCUUGAUGGCCAAAAAGCUCAAUUUUAGUCUCAUCUGACCAGAGUACCUUCUUCCAUAUGUUUGGGGAGUCUCCCACAUGCCAAUUGGCGAACACCAAACGUGUUUGCUUAUUUUUUUCUUUAAGCAAUGGCUUUUUUCUGCCCACUCUUCCGUAAAGCCCAGCUCUGUGGAGUGUACGGCUUAAAGGGGUCCUAUGGACAGAUACUCCAAUCUCCGCUGUGGAGCUUUGCAGCUCCUUCAGGGUUAUCUUUGGUCACUUUGUUGCCUCUGAUUAAUGUCCUCCUUGCCUGGUCCGUGAGUUUUGGUGGGCGGCCCGCUCUUGGCAGGUUUGUUGUGGUGCCAUAUUUAAUGGUGCUCCGUGGGAUGUUCAAAGUUUCAGAUAUUUUUUUAUAAGCCAACCCUGAUCUGUACUUCUCCACAACUUUGUCCCUGACCUGUUUGGAGAGCUCCUUGGUCUUCAUUGUGCCGCUUGCUUGGUUUGUUCCCCUUGCUUAGUGGUGUUGCAGCCUCUGGGGCCUUUCAGAACAGGUGUGUGUGUAUAUAUACUGAGAUCAUGUGACACUUAGAUUGCACACAGGUGGACUUUAUUUAACUAAUUAUGUGACUUCUGAAGGUAAUUGGUUGCACCAGAUCUAAUUUAGGGGCUUCAUAGCAAAGGGGGUGAAUACAUAUCCACGCACCACUUUUCCGUUAUUUAUUUUUUACAAUUAUUUGAAACAAGUUAUUUUUUUCACUUCACCAAUUUGGACUAUUUUGUGUAUGUCCGUUACAUGAAAUCCAAAUAAAAAUCAAUUUAAAUUACAGGUUGUAAUGCAACAAAAUAGGAAAACUGUGAAGGGGGAUGAAUACUUUUGCAAGGCACUGUAUCUGUUUGACAUCAUCUGUCAGUGAAUAUGCAUAUCAGACCCACCAGUAAUCCUCCAUUCUAGUAAAUGUCCCUCAUUGAGUUGCAUUUAUGUGCAUUUGUGCUUUAGGAUUUUUUCCCAUGUGUAUAUAAUGUUAUUUAUUGAAAUAGCAACAAUAAUUUAGUUGCCAAAUACAGUAUGCUUAUGCUAUUUGGUUGCUCAAAACAUUUUGCAGCAAGAACAACUUUGAAUUUGUUCUAAGCCAUUCUGUUUUAGCCUGGUCCCAGAUCCGUUUUUGGUCAUUGUCAAGCUAACCUUUUACUCUUGUGUGACUGUUUAGUGCCCACUUGAUCGUUAAUAUUCUCAUUCCUUUAUUUUUUAGGAACUUUCAAACUCACAAUAGAAUUCACAGAGGAAUACCCUAAUAAGCCUCCAACUGUGCGUUUUGUCUCCAAAAUGUUUCAUCCAAACGGUACGUUUUUCUUCAAUGGAAAAGAGGCAGCCAUGGCAUUUUAGAAACAUGCUUAUUGCUUACAGGAUCGUUUUAUGGUGGAACAGCUGAAUCUUUUGUCAACAAGACAAUCCACCAGUCUUUGUUAUGGAGUAAAUGUAUGUUCUGUAUUGUGCAGUCUACGCAGAUGGUAGUAUAUGCUUGGACAUUCUUCAGAACCGCUGGAGUCCAACUUAUGAUGUUUCUUCAAUCCUAACUUCAAUACAGGUAUACUCAGCAUUAUCCAUAAAUCUUCAUUGAAUAUUUACUUGCCUUGUAAAGCACCAUUGUGCUUUACUUUGUCCUCAAAUAACGGUGUUAGAAACAAUUUAAUUAAAAUCAUCUAGUCAAAAGGGUGCCAGAAUACUAUUGUUACUGAAGUGUCUACUAUUGUAUCGUCCUAGUCUUUACUGGAUGAGCCCAAUCCCAACAGCCCAGCCAAUAGCCAGGCAGCUCAGCUGUACCAGGAGAACAAACGGGAGUAUGAGAAGAGAGUGUCUGCCAUCGUGGAACAGAGUUGGCGCGAUUGUUGACCCCACUCACCGUUCAAAGUAUGGACAAUAUCCAGCCUCAAGGAAGAAAAAUAUCUCACAAAUGAAAUGAAAUACAUGUGGUUUGAAUCUUUCUCUGCAGUAUGUUUGGCUGUUGUGGUUUCCCUUCAUGCAGAAUGCUCUUUCUGGACAAGAGCACAUCAAAGUAAAUGUACCUUGUUAUAUCUGGGUUACUUACAAUGUAAUUUAACCCAUUUUUUUUUUAAUCUUGGCAUAAAAAGGUACUUUUUUUUUCCUGAUCAGGAGUUACUUUGUUUGUCAUUUUAGUGUUUUAAGUCCUCGGCUUGCAGUGUGAUUUUCUUGUGUUGAUCCACAUAAAAGUGUUUUUUUCUAUGGUUUCAAUGUUUUGUUUCUAGCUUUCACACGUUUGCCUUUUUGGCGCUUUUGUAUGAUAGUAAUCCAACUAAGACACAAUGUGAUGAACACCUGUUUUCUCCAACCAAUGUCAAUCUCAAUACCCUACCUUUUUACAUGCACAAACCAUGUUCUUGUUGGGGCUUUGUUUAUAUGAACUGAAUGGCUCUUUGAAUGAUAUCACCCAUCAGGAAUCAAGUGUUUCGGAAAGGGACAUACUUGGUGCACUUUGAAAUGCAAGUCCUGUAACGCUGGUGCAAAAGCAUAUUCAUGAGGAUGAGAUUGACAAAUUGCCUGCUCUGAGAAUUUGUGGUAAACCUUCUCAUGCACAGAACUCAGAAUGUAUCAAGGCAAGGGUUGUCUGUACUUUUAACGCUCAAAUCAUAUGGUUUAAAUGUCCAAUUACUUGAGUUCCAUUUAUUUGUAUCCUUACGUAAUUACUAAUACCACAUGGGAAUGUUGCAGUGUCCUUAACACCAUUCAAUCUGUGUAAAAUGUGCAGUUGUAACAUUUACAAACUACAUUUUCUUGUAAAUAAAAAUAAUUAUAC
Molecule: messenger RNA, 6253 nt
Organism: Coregonus sp. 'balchen'
Lineage: Eukaryota; Metazoa; Chordata; Actinopteri; Salmoniformes; Salmonidae
Source: the annotation of a GenBank genome assembly